AUGUCAAGAGCGCCCCUCGCGACUCCUUCUACAGCACCAGCACCAGCAGCCAACAUUGCCCGGCGACAGUCGUCCUCCUGGCGCUCCUCCAUACAGUUGCUCGCUCCUCCUCCUCCUCCUCCUCCUCGCCCCGCCCCUCAGCUCGCAUCCGCCCCGCCCGACCGCAUCCCCGAUGCAGUCACAGCCCGCAGCUUAUCGAGCAUUUCGUCAGCGGCAUUGGGAGCGAGCGAGCGAGCGAGCCCUCGACCAGAAGAUCACUCGCAGGGAAGGCAAGGCAGACGCCCGCGGCCUCGACGAGCAACGCAGACGAGGAGCGUCGAGCGGCCCGUUGUCGGACCGGCCAGCCCAGGGAACGACGACCGACGACCGACCGACGCCGGUAAACUGGCACGCUUUCCCGGCAAUCGAAAGGCCCGGUCUCAGGGCCAGCAGCGUCGGAGGCCGGGACGCUUUGAGCGAGAACCGGUCCUACGACGCACGUGGGGUAAUGCGAUGCAAUGUCCCGGUCGUGGCCAGCCCUGGACGCUAGUACGGUUCCAAUCGCCUCCAUGGGCAUGGACGUCAUGA
Messenger RNA from Marchantia polymorpha subsp. ruderalis, 567 nucleotides. The record is from the annotation of a GenBank genome assembly. NCBI's taxonomy places the organism in Eukaryota, Viridiplantae, Streptophyta, Marchantiopsida, Marchantiales, Marchantiaceae.